GCCGAGUUCAGAUGACAGGUCUGCGCGAGAGGGAGUGUCCAGCGCGCAGUGCAUUCAACACGAGCCUGACGCCACGCGCAUCCACAGCAUUCAACCGCGCCACCGACAGCGCACAUUCACGUGAACGUCCUCGUUGAAGAUGGUGUUUAUGGGGAAGGUCUGCUGCUUUUUGCUCUUCUGUGUUUUUGAAGCGAGCGUCGCGCGCCGGACCGAAGAAGCGGAGACUGUGGAGAAGAUUGAAAGCGCGCGCUGCGUCUCGCGAUGCCUGACGCUUCACAUCACGCAGAUCACCGCGUUAUUCAAACACCUGCAGAAUGACCGUGUGUUGGACUGGUGUGAGGACCACAGGAGAUGUUCACAGUGCCUACAACCAUGCAAGGAAUUAUGGGAAACAAGACGAGCCCUGUCUCCCAAGACUUGCGAGAAGCAUCACGAGUGUGUGACCAGUGCUGAGUUCCUGCGCUCGCUGCGGUCACAGAAGCAGGGCGACUGUCCUCCGCCCCAGCGGGCGACUGGCUUCGCUGCAGCCUGUGUGGAGGGCUGUGGGGUCGACCGAGAGUGCUCCGGCUUCAAGAAGUGCUGCUCAAACGGCUGUGGACACACCUGCCAGUCCCCAGCCAACCUUUACAGAGGAGUGCCUUUGAAGCCAAGGAGAGACAUUUCCUUUUCCGAGGACCAGCACGGACAUCUGAAGGUGACGUGGAUGUCCAAGUUCAAUGUCUCUGUUGAGCCGGUCCUGUAUGUUCUUCAGAGGAGGUGGAAUCACGGGAUUCACCCCAGCGAGGACGACGCGUCCACCUGGCAGACCGUUCUCAUGACCGUGGAGGACCGCUCCGUGUUGAAGGACAUCCGGCCCCACAGGUGGUACCAGUUUCGAGUUAGCGCAGUCAACAGUCAGGGCACGAGAGGCUUCACCACUCCCAGCAAGCAUUUCUUUUCUGUACGAGAUCCGUUUCCCCCAGAGACCCCACAGAAUGCCAGAAUAGGGAACCAGACGGUUCACCCUGAUGGCACGGUGAGUGUUCUGGUCCUGUGGGAGGCCCCUGGGGAGAGCGACUUGGUGGUCCACCAUUACAAGGUGACCUGGAGCACUCAAGGAACACCCCCAACCAGCCAGAGCCGGGCUGGACGGGUCACAGAUGGGGAUUUAACACAGAUGGAGCUUCAGGGUCUACAGCCCAACACACACUACACUGCACAGAUUCAGGCCAUCUCUUACUGGGGUCAGAAUCGUCUCAAGAGCAGCCGAGCUCACCUCACCUUCAUCACCGCUGCAGCCAUCACAUCCUCGAAUGGGAAUGUUCACCUUUCCAGAGAGUUCUCCAAUGAGAUUCCCGUAUCCCAUUCCUCUCCCAGUAUCCUGAGGCUGGAAGCGGCCGCCCCUCAUUAUCACGACAACCAGCUGCAGGUCAAGGUCUUCUGGAAGAGCCGAAUCACAGGCAACCAGAAGGAUUCCAGUUCAUAUAUUCUGAGAUGGUUUCCUGAAGUUUGUGCCCAUAACGUGACGAAAGGCGAGAAAACAGCCACAGUUCAGGGAACACAUUUCGUGAUUACUGGCCUGCUGUUUGCCUGUAAGUACCGUGUGGCAGUGAAGCCCGUUACGGGACUAGAGCAGAGGUCAGAGGUCAUGACCUCUGUUACCACCCCACUUUGCUCAUCACUGAUGGGCCGACGGAAAAAACCUGCUGCCUGUGCAAGAGAUGAGCGCCCUCCUCAGGUUAAGAAAGCCCUGCAGCGGCCGGAGAAGCUGGCAGCGUGGUUUCAGCCGGUGAACGGCUCGGUGCAGGCCGUGUUCAGCUGGCAGGUGUCUCCAGAGAGCACGGGACAGACCCCCAUCACCGGAUUCCAGCUCUCCUGGGUCAAAGUGUCCCGCAGCAGCACCAACGGCACGCUCGUCUCCCAAACACACAUCCUGCCCCCCGAUCAGCGCUCCCUGACUGUAGAUGCGCUGCAGCCCCAGAGCGAGUACAGGGUUCAGGUGCAGGUCCUGUCUGGAGCAGGACACGGACCCUCGGUGUCUAAGACCCUCCACACCCCUCACGUGAACGGCACACUCCUCUGAGCUGGAGGAAAGAAGUGAGGAAUCAAGCUACUCAUAUAUGAUACAGUGCUUGUGUUGUUCCUCGUUUGGACACGUGUGUCUGUUAAAGGACUAAAUGUAAAGCACUCUUCAUCAUCAGAGAGACCGGAGCUGUUGUAAUGGGACGAGAGCACUGGCACCAGACCAGCGUGAUCACAGAAGA
Molecule: messenger RNA, 2243 nt
Organism: Carassius carassius (crucian carp)
Lineage: Eukaryota; Metazoa; Chordata; Actinopteri; Cypriniformes; Cyprinidae
Gene: anos1b
Product: anosmin 1b
Exons: 14
Coding region: 140-2062 (640 amino acids)
Biological process (GO): neuron differentiation
Cellular component (GO): extracellular region; cell surface
Molecular function (GO): peptidase inhibitor activity; protein binding
Source: RefSeq, a predicted model, not a curated record